Molecule: messenger RNA, 2187 nt
Organism: Salarias fasciatus (jewelled blenny)
Lineage: Eukaryota; Metazoa; Chordata; Actinopteri; Blenniiformes; Blenniidae
Gene: pde1a
Product: phosphodiesterase 1A, calmodulin-dependent
Exons: 16
Coding region: 1-2187 (728 amino acids)
Biological process (GO): signal transduction
Molecular function (GO): 3',5'-cyclic-nucleotide phosphodiesterase activity
Source: RefSeq, a predicted model, not a curated record
AUGCAUGAAGGAGGGGAGCUGCAGCAGCCGCAGGAGCAGGAGGAGGUGCAGCAACAGGAGAGCGUGCACCAGGAAGAGGAGGAGGUGCAGCAACAGGAGAGCGUGCACCAGGAAGAGGAGGAGGUGCAGCAACAGUUUGAUGAGGUGCUAAACGGAGAUGAGGUGCAGGAGCUGCAGGAGAAGGAAGAGGAGGAGGAGGAGGGGUUGAGAGCUGAGGAGAUGCAUCGGGAAGAGGAGGUGCAGCGAUGUGAGGUGGAGGAGGAGGAGCAGCAGCAGGAGGAGGAGGAGGAGGAGGAGGAGGAGAUGCCACAGACUGAGGACGAGCAGACGGAGGUGCAGCAGCAGACUGAGCAGCAGCAGCAGAGACAGAAGGAGGAGCAGGAGGAGGCGCAACAGACGGAGGAGACACAGGACUUCGAAGACGCUCUGGAGCAGAACCAAAACAACCAGGUCCUGAUCCGACUGAGAGGAAUGCAGAAAUACAAAAGUACAUCGCAGAGGCUGAAGGGGGUCCUGGACCAGAUGGACCGGGGCGUGGUGGACCUCCAGGAGCUCCGCAGGAACCUGGAGCUGGCUGCGGCCAUGCUGGACUCGGUCUACACGGACGAGACCAAGCGCCUGUUGGACACCGAGGACGAGCUCAGCGACCUGCAGGCGGAGUCGGUGCCCAGCGAGGUCCGUGAUUGGCUGGCAUGCACCUUCAGCAGUAAGAUGGGCGUGGCCAAGCGGCGUCCGGAGGAGAAGCCGAGAUUCAGGAGCAUCGUCCACGCAGUGCAGGCUGGGAUAUUUGUCGAGAGGAUGUACAGACGGACGUCCAACAUGGCGGGUUUGACCUACCCACCCACAGCUUUGGCGGCUCUCAAGGAGGUGGAUCAGUGGUCCUUCGAUGUCUUCUCCUUCCACGAGGCCACGUUAGACCACGCCCUCAAGUUCCUGGUCUACGACCUGCUGACCCGAUAUGACCUCAUCAACAGGUUCAGGAUCCCGGUCCAGGCGUUGGUGCAGUUCGUUGAGGCGUUGGAGAACGGCUACAGCAAACACAGGAACCCGUACCACAACCUGACUCACGCCGCCGACGUGACACAGACCGCCCACUUCCUCAUGCUGCACACCGGACUCAUGCACUGGCUGAGCGAGCUGGAGAUCCUUGCGAUGGUGUUUGCUGCAGCGAUUCAUGACUUCGAACACACAGGAACCACCAACAACUUUCACAUCCACACCAGGUCGGAGGUCGCCAUCCUGUACAACGACCGCUCGGUGCUGGAGAACCACCACGUCAGCGCCGCCUACAAGCUGAUGGCGGAGGACGACAUGAACAUCCUGGUCAACCUGAACAAAGACGACUGGAGGGAGCUGAGGACCCUGGUGAUCGAGAUGGUGAUGUCCACAGACAUGUCCUGCCACUUCCAGCAGAUCAAGACCAUGAGGAACACCCUGACGCAGACGCACAGUAUAGACAAAGUGAAGGUUCUGUCUCUGAUGCUGCACGCGGCGGACAUCAGCCACCCGGCCAAGGCCUGGCCGCUGCACUACCGCUGGACCCACAGUCUGAUGGAGGAGUUCUUCAGACAGGGAGAUAAAGAGGUGGAACUGGGCCUUCCGUUUUCUCCUCUCUGCGACCGUAAAGCCACCAUGAUCGCCCAGUCGCAGAUCGGCUUCAUCGACUUCAUCGUGGAGCCGACGUUCAGCGUUCUGAUCGACACCACGGAGAAGGUGAUUGGUCCUCUGAUAGAGGAGGACAGGAAGGCGAAAGAGACUGGAAACCGGAGAUCGAGCCUCACAGGAAGUGGGACGGUCACCGUGGAGUCGGUGCAGAGACACAGCAGCAACCGCCACGGGAAGAACGACGAAGGACAGACCGACUUCUCUCUGGCGGCCAUCGACCUGCCGGCGCUGAGGGCCCACCUGUCCGGCGUCAUCGCCAGCAACAAGGACCGGUGGAAGGAGCUGUCUGUGCACGAGCUGGCCGAUAAGGAACAGGAGGAAAACAAGAGUGCGGAGAGCAAGGUCGACGCCGACAUCCAAUCAGAAGCCUCGCCCAGCCGCAGCGUCCCGGACAAGCACACCUCCGACCAAUCACAGAGCGAGGACAAAUCACCUGACCACAGCACUUGGAACGGGGAGGGGCCAGAGGACGGGGAGGAGGAGGAAGCGGCGGGCGAAGACGAAGUGCCUGAAAACGCCUGA